Carica papaya (papaya) is the source of this 784-nucleotide messenger RNA. RefSeq names its product sirohydrochlorin ferrochelatase, chloroplastic. NCBI's taxonomy places the organism in Eukaryota, Viridiplantae, Streptophyta, Magnoliopsida, Brassicales, Caricaceae. Gene Ontology annotation, molecular function: lyase activity. The record is from RefSeq and is a predicted model, not a curated record.
CCCGAGAGUUCUCAUUUAUUCAGCUUACCUUGAAGAUGUUGACAGAAUCCUUGGCACAGAUAAAUCAAAUUUUUCUCAUCAAUAAAAAUAUAAAUCGCAGUCUUUCAGCAGCCCAAACUGGAAGAACAAGCAGAUGGGUACUUCCCAAGUUCCUCGAAUUACCGAAACAUCAACGGGGAAGACCGUGCCUGAGCACUGAAAAUGGCAGAUAUAGAGAUUACCCACAUGGCGUGCGUGAUCAAGAUGGCAUCAUCAUUGUUGACCAUGGCUCGCGUCGGAAAGAAUCCAAUCUCAUGCUAAAUGAAUUUGUUGCCAUGUUCACAGAUGAAACUGGGUACCAAAUUGUGGAGCCUGCUCAUAUGGAGUUGGCAGAGCCAUCCAUAAGAGAUGCAUUUGCUUCAUGUAUUCAACAAGGAGCAAAUCGUGUGAUAGUAAGCCCCUUUUUUCUCUUUCCUGGGCGGCACUGGCAUCAGGAUAUUCCUUCAUUAACUGCUAAUGCUGCAAAAGAAUAUCCUGGUGUACCAUACAUCAUAACUGCUCCUCUUGGCUUGCACGAGCUCCUUGUGGAUGUUGUAAAUGACAGGAUAAAACACUGCUUAAGCCAUGUAGAAGGAGAUAUAGAUGAAUGUGCAGUUUGUGCUGGAACCCAAAAAUGCAGACUUCAUUAGUUCACUACUUAUCGUACACAUAUUAAGACGCUAUUGCUGCAUCGAUGUAAGAUAGUCUUUUGCAGUCCCUUUUUCCCUUUAAAAAAUUUUGACAGCUAUUUUUUUUAUGUGUAUGU